CUAUUUGACCUGGAAACAAUAAGGUAUACCACUUGAUUUGCACAGCUGAGACAAUUCACAACUGGUUUGGUUGAUAUAGAUUCGUUAAGAAAAGUAUCCGUAUUAUCUUUCGUAUUUAACCGGUAUUUCUCAGUAUUACAAGGGAGUGUUAAACGUUGAUAAUAUAUACUGGAACGUUUUUCGGGGAUAAUAAGUGGUCUAAAAACGUUACGCAACGCAAUAACAUAAGGAAUAAGAGAUUCCAGGAAUUUUUGUCUUGGGGGUUCUUUUUGAAGAGUAAAGUUCAGACUUGAUAGAUGAAAAUACAUUAUGGUUGGAGCUUGUACCUCGUCCAGUUAUUCACCAGUCAAAUGAUUCACUGGAGUUACCCACUAUUGUUUCUUCUUUACAUGUACGGAUCUAUAAAACACUUGGUAUUGCUAAAACAACAGACUCUUGUAUGAAUCCAUUGUUAGAUGUGUUAACUGGCUUCGACAACACAGGAAAUGUUCACUUAUGGUUUAGUGAAAUUUUAUUGGCCCAUAGUAUGUUCCUUGAUUGCCUUUAUCCUGGUCUAUGGAAUGAAUUGUAUAAGAAUUUUGAUGAUCAUCCGAUUGAAAACGUCUGUGAAUUAUGUGCUGGCAUGACUGGUGCUGCUGGUUUAGCUCUUUCUUUACGUAAAUAUUCAAAUAUAUUUAAAACAUCAUAUGUGUUGAUUACUGAUGGUAAUGAUCAAUGUGUUGCAUCUAUCUCCUCUAUUAUUGAGCAUAAUUCUAAACGCUUAUUGGAUAAUUGCAAUCUUGAUCAACCUUUCCUGUUGCAUAUGGACGUAAAAAAUAUACGAUGGCCAGAAGAUUCAUCAUCGUCAUUGAUUGCUGAGCUAGAUGAAUCGUUAAUUCAUCGAUUUGAUUUAAUUAUGGCAGCUGAUUGUUUCUUUGAUCAAUCCUACCAUUUCAGUAUGUUAAAUACAAUCAAUAGACUACUGUCUUUACAAUCUGGAUCAACAUUUCUAGCUAUUUCACCUUUACGUGGUAAUAGUUUGCAUAAUUUUAUUAAUUUGGCUUAUCAAAUGGAGCAAACUUAUAGUUGGACUGUCAAAUUAAUAUCACCUUCAGACUACUUAUCAUCACAGUUUAUAAGUUAUUUAAUUGAUGAAUCAAAUCGUCUUCAAUUUACUGACAGUGAAUUAGAUAGUAAAAUUGUUGUCGGUGGCUUUGCUUUGUUUGCGUCAGCUGUUUACAUUAGAUUUUACAAAUUAACUGUUACACGACCUAAUAAAUAUCUUUGUCCAAUGUCUCAAUGUUCACCACUCAUUAAAAAUAUGUCAUGGGGUUCAAUUACAGUGGAAACAAUAUCUGAAGAUGGAACAAUCAAUCCAAACAAGUUAAUUACAUACCGAGAUGCAAAACUUUGGCCAAAUGGUAGUCGUGCAUGGGAUUGGAACGAAUCUGGCACUGGUCAUUUUGCAGGGAUUCAGAAACAGGAUGUUGAUGAAUUACUCAGUUAUAAACCAAAUAUUAUUAUACUGAGUAAAGGAGUACUAUCUCAGUUGAAAGUGUCCCAAUCAUUAAUUGAUUACAUAAAUCAAUCGAAUCCACAUAUUAAAGUAAUGGUAGAGACAAGUAAAAAAGCAUUCAAAUUGUAUAACGAAUAUGCAAUUCAAGGUGAACGUGUUGCCGCCUUAAUACAUACUACUUGUUGA
Schistosoma rodhaini is the source of this 1681-nucleotide messenger RNA. Lineage: Eukaryota; Metazoa; Platyhelminthes; Trematoda; Strigeidida; Schistosomatidae. The record is from the annotation of a GenBank genome assembly.